AUGACGUGUACGAGUGUUGAACUGAGCGGAUCUGCACUCGAAACAGGAAGUCUCGAGGUGUUGUCUUCUAAUCAUAAUAUUGUUUUAUUGCAGGAGAUUUUAACUGUAUUGUAAUUACAUUUUUGAGCCUUCUAGAAGUAGCACUCGUAAAAUUCCGUAUUAUUAUUCAGCUCCAGUUCAUCACAGCAACAUGGAGACAUUAUAUCAUCAGACCAAUAAACAAAUUCACGAUGUGCAAACGAGCAUGGGGCGCCUGGAGAUGGCAGAUCGGGAUUCAGUCCAUUUGUUGGAAAAUGAGCUGCAGGCCAGAAUUGACUCGAUCUUCAGCCACCUGGAGAGACUAGAAAUGUUGGCCAGCAAGGAACCACCAAACCGACGUCAAAAUGCCAAACUGCGCGUCGACCAGUUGAAAUAUGACGUCCAGCAUCUUCAAACUGGCCUUCGUAACUUCCAGCACAGACGGUACGCCCGGGAGGCCCAGGAGCGAGAGCGGGAAGAGCUGAUGGCUCGCACCUUCACCACCAAUGAUGCAGACACAUCCAUUCCCAUCGACGAGACGCUUCAGUUCAACUCCAGUCUGCACAACGCGCACAGAGGCAUGGACGAAUUGCUGGGUAGCGGCAGCAGCAUCCUUGAUGGCCUGAGAGACCAGCGGGGCACACUGAAGGGCACUCACAAGAAGAUGCUAGAUGUGGCUAACAUGCUCGGGCUGUCCAACACAGUUAUGCGCCUCAUUGAGAAGAGGGCGUUCCAAGACAAAUUCAUUAUGAUCGGUGGCAUGCUUGUAACUUGUGUAGUCAUGUUCCUGGCGGUCAAAUAUCUCAGUUGAGGAUCUGACACCACAACUCGUUGCACACUCUCUCUUUCUCUGUGUCUCCCUCCUUCAGUGUCUUCUACGAUUUAUCUCUGACAGUGGAGCGGUAGUGAGGUGAACGUGAAGGUACUGACCCGUUUUCUGCGUGCUCUUGCCUGCAGUUUGUGGUGUUUCGGGUACCGACCCAACAUCACGAAGGGCAAGCGAAAGACGAGUUAGAGUGGAACCACCAGCUAAUCUGGGAUUUCCAGAACUCAUCAGACAUCCUGUAAAUCACCCUGGACUGUGGAUAUAGUAGCCGAAGCUUUUCUGUUCAGAGACGAAUCAUUUACGUGCAGAUGGACCCGUGCUUGUGGCUCAUUUUAAACAAAUGUGAACUUACACAAGUUUUUUUUUUUUUUUUUUUU
Molecule: messenger RNA, 1221 nt
Organism: Scleropages formosus (Asian bonytongue)
Lineage: Eukaryota; Metazoa; Chordata; Actinopteri; Osteoglossiformes; Osteoglossidae
Gene: gosr2
Product: golgi SNAP receptor complex member 2
Exons: 6
Coding region: 191-829 (212 amino acids)
Biological process (GO): intra-Golgi vesicle-mediated transport; vesicle fusion
Cellular component (GO): SNARE complex; late endosome membrane; endoplasmic reticulum membrane
Molecular function (GO): SNARE binding; SNAP receptor activity
Source: RefSeq, a predicted model, not a curated record